UCGCUGAAAAAAAUCCAACAUAUGAUCAUUUCCAAUCGUUCCAAAUGGAUUGGAUCUUCCAUUGUCUAUUGAAUCGUUUGUCUCAAUUCGAUAAUAUUAAUAUUAUUAGACUUCCUGUUUUAUGAUAUAAUCGGUGACAUUGAUUCAAUUGCAUUUUUUAUAUAUGUGUUUUAUGUCAUUGUACACGAUUUCAUGAACCGGUUGGCUUUGCCAAUGUGGCAAAAUUAUCUAUAUAUUUAUAUUGUGCGUGUAAAAAAAACACACCGAUCCAUUGCCAUUUCCUUCAUGUUACCAAAGUUACUCAAAGAUUGAUAUAUUAAUUUAGUUUUUUCUUUCUUUCUUUCUGUGUUGAAUUUUUUUUGUUUGUUCCACCAACAAACACUAACGAUAACUGUUGAUUCGAAUCGAAUGUGUUACGAUUUGAAAAAAAAGUAAAGAGCAAAUACUAAAUUGAUUUUUUUUGUUAUUCUGAAUCAUUUCUGCCAACAACAACUAUAGUAUACAUCAUCGAAUUGGAAUUGAUCAGUUCUUUGCAACGAUGAAAACGAAUAAAAAUAUAACAUUUAUCGUAUUAUUCAUCACAACAUUAAUAAACAAUUUAAAUUUUUGCCAUGCCUUUCUGGAAGGAUUAUAUUGUGGCCAAGAUAAUUGUUAUGAUGUGCUUAAAGUGACACGUGAAACCAGUAAAGAGGAAAUUUCACGAUCAUAUCGUUCAUUAGCCCGUAAAUGGCAUCCAGAUUUACAUCGUGGUGAAGAAGCUAAAGCCAUUGCAACCAAACAAUUUCAAUUGAUUGCUCAGGCCUAUGAAGUGUUACGUGAUGAUGAAUCACGUAAAGAUUAUGAUUAUAUGUUGGAUAAUCCUGAAGAAUAUUAUCAUCAUUAUUAUCGAUAUUAUCGUCGUGUUUAUGCACCAAAAGUUGAUGUACGAAUCGUAAUUGUUGUGACUAUUACACUGAUAUCUAUUUAUCAAUAUUAUGGAUCUAAUUCACGUUACAAAGAAGCUAUCGAUUAUUUUGUCACUGUGCCCAAAUAUCGUAUUCAAGCCAAAGAUAUAGCCAUCGAUGAAGGUAUAUGGCCAACAGUAACAUCAACAUCUGAUGGCAAAAGUCGUGUAAAACAAAGAGGAUCGGGUAAUAAACAAAAACUUAAAGAAGAAUUGAAACAAGAAGAAGAAGCAUGUAUACGUAAGGUGAUCGAAGAUAAAAUGAAUAUUAAAGGUGCAUAUUCGAAACCAUCAUACAAAGAUAUCCUAUGGGUGCAGUUGUUUCUCAUUCCAGUAUUUAUUGCCCAAUACAUUUAUUGGCAUGCCAGAUGGAUAUAUAAAUUUGAUAUUAAAAAAGAGCCAUUAGGUGAAGAGGAAAAACAUUAUAUCAUGCGAAAGUUUAUGAAUCUUUCGGAAUUCCAGUGGGCACAAAAAGAUCAAUAUGAAAUCGAUGAAUAUAUGCGCGAAGAAUUAUGGAUCAGGGAAAAUUUUGAACCAUGGAAAAAGAAAAAAGAUGAUGAUGUCCGUGCAAAAUUGGCUGAAAAUUCUGCUUACAAACGAUAUCGUAGAUAUAUGCGUAAAGGUGGUCCAGGUCAAAUAACAUUUUUGGAUGAUUAAUAUAAUAGAAAAUUAUUCAUUUUCUUUUUUUUGUAAAUACAAAUUGCCUAUCAUUUUGUUAUUUUAUAGAUUCUUUUCAA
Messenger RNA from Dermatophagoides farinae (American house dust mite), 1680 nucleotides. The record is from RefSeq and is a predicted model, not a curated record. Lineage: Eukaryota; Metazoa; Arthropoda; Arachnida; Sarcoptiformes; Pyroglyphidae.